Messenger RNA from Delphinapterus leucas (beluga whale), 4970 nucleotides. It is a transcript of the gene PTCHD3, whose product is annotated as patched domain containing 3. Lineage: Eukaryota; Metazoa; Chordata; Mammalia; Artiodactyla; Monodontidae. Gene Ontology annotation, cellular component: membrane. The record is from RefSeq and is a predicted model, not a curated record.
AUGAGCCUUAUUGCAGCUAAGGUUGCGCCAGAGGCGGCGCCCGGGCGGGAGGCGGGGCAGGAACCGGGGCCCGUAGCUCAGGGGCCGGAGGCGGGGCCGGGGCCGGACUCGGAGAGACGGCCGUAGCCGCCGGCAGGGCCCGGCUCCGAGCCUCUCCCGGCUGCAGAGCCCGAGCCGGAGCCGGUCUCGGCGUCGGGUCCGGGACGGGAGCUCGAGCUGGGCUGGGCUGCGGGGCAGCGCGCAGGGGCCCCGCCGGAGUCGCAGCCUCUGCCGGCGUCGGAGUCUGAGAACGGAGUGUCCGAGAGGCCCCGCUGCCACACCGACUGCCUGGAGGUGCCGCUCUCCUGGGCCUUCCGGCGGCUGGGAUGGGAGGUGGGCUCGCACCCCUGGAUCUUCUUGCUGCUGCCCAUGGUUUUAACGGCCGUCCUCGGCGCUGGCCUGAUUCACCUGCCCAAGGAAGAAGACCUCGAGGAGCAGUACACCCCGAUAGGGAGCCCCGCCAAGGCUGAGCGACGCUUCGUGCAGGGACAUUUCACCGCCAACGACUCCAAUCUCUUCUCCAUCGCCAGGAAGAGCACCGGGGUCAAUUAUGCUUCCAUUCUAGUGAUCUCCAACACCAACUCGCUGCUGGAACAAGAAACCUUGUCAGAAAUUAGUGAAGUGGACGACGCGGUUCAGGCUUUGACUGUGACACAGGCAAACGGAACCCAGAUCCUCUACAAUGAGGUGUACUCGAAGAACCAGGGCUACUGUGUACCCUCCCACCCACUCUUGUUCGCCUGGAAAACGAACAGUGUCCUCAACCUGAAAAACAUCACCUUCCCCAUCUACAGCCUAGCCGGCCAGGUCGUGUACCUGGCCAACAUCCUUGGAGGAACUGUGUUAGGCGAGAGCAUGGGACUGAGCCAGUUACUCCUGGAGGCCAAAGCCAUGCGGCUGCAGUACUACCUGAAGACUGGCGAAGGAGAGGACAGCGAACGCAGCAAGACGUGGCUGAUCCACUUCCUGAACCAAGUUGGCAACCUUGAAAAGAGUCUGGCCUUGAAGAAGAUCCAGGUGGUCUACUUUACAUCACUUUCUAGACAACUGGAAUUUGAGGCAACUUCUAUGACAGUGAUCCCCUUGUUUCACUUGGCAUACCUUCUAAUCAUAUUAUUUGCAGUCACAUCAUGCUACAGGUGUGACUGUAUAUGAAACAAAAUGUGGGUUGCAGCCUUUGGAGUGAUUUCUGCUGCCUUGGCAGUGGUGAGUGGCUUUGGCCUGAUGUUGUACAUUGGGUUGCCAUUUGUGAUCAUAGUUGCAAAUUCAGCAUUUCUUAUUCUAGGCAUUGGGGUCGAUGACAUGUUUAUCAUGAUUUCUGCCUGGCAGAAGACCGACCUCGUGGAUAGCAUAAAAGAACGCAUGUCCAAUGUCUAUUCAAAAGUGGCAGUGUCCAUUACAAUCACCAACAUCCUGGCCUUCUAUACAAGAAUUAUGACCUCUUUCAGGUCUGUACAAUACUUCUGCAUCUAUACAGGAACAACUCUUCUCUUUUGUUAUUUUUAUAACAUCACCUGUUUUGGAGCAUUUAUGGCCCUGGAUGGUAAAAGAGAAGUAGUUUGUCUAUGCUGGUUGAAGAAACCAGAAACUCCUGACCAAAAAUGUUCCUCAUUAAAAAAGCCCUGCCGCCUCCCAUGUAAUUCUCUCCGAGACAAACAUAAAGCUGAUAUCCACCCAAUGAAUUUGUUCUUUAGAGACUAUUUUGGUCCUUUUCUCACAAGCACUGAGUCCAAGUUUUUGUAGUGCUUAUAUACAUUUUGUACAUCAUAAGUAGUAUAUAUGGGUGUUUCCAAGUGCAGAAAGGUUUAGACCUCCGAAAUUUGGCAAGUGAUGACUCCUACAUCACACCGUAUUUUAAUGUAGAAGAAGAACAUUUUUCAACUUAUGGUCCCAGGGUUAUGGUUAUUGUUACUGAAGCUCUUGACUGUUGGGAAGGAGAUGCUAGGCAAAAAUUGGAAAAAUGUCUUGUAGAUUUUGAAAGCAGUGACUAUGUAGAUAAAAAUCUUACAGAGUUUUGAUUACGAGAAUAUGUGAAAUAUAUGGAAAACCACCAUCACGAUGUAAAUGAUGAUAACUUUUCUAAAAAAUAUUCCCAAUUUUGUAAUAGAUUCUCCACUUUUUAUGUAUGAUAUUAACAUUACAUCAUCACAGGAAAUCAUCUGUUCCCGGGCCUUCAUUCAGACCAUGGGUGUUUCUUCUUCAACCAAUAAGAAGCUGAUGUUACUCCAGUUCCGAGACAUGGCUGAAAAGUGUGAAAUUCCCCUAAUGGUGUAUAACCAGGCGUUCAUAUAUUUUGAUCAGUAUUCUGCAAUAUUAGAAAACACUGUUCGAAAUUCCUUGAGUAAUCUUGUCAUUUGUAUAGGGGUUUUCUUUUGAUUUUUCUGCGCACAUUUCCUAUGCAUUUGUUUCCAGUUCAAAGCCCUCAGUAAACCAAAAAACCAUCGAGGCAUUGUAUCUGCUAGGCUACCCUGUGUUGCAAAGUGCAAUUUCAACAAUAAUAGGAGUGUGUGUCUUAUCUGCAGCUAAAGCAUACAUCUUCAGGACAUUUUUUAAGAUUAUGUUUCUUGUUAUGGUAUUUGGAGUUGCUCAUGGCCUAAUUUUUAUUCCGGUAUUCUUAACCUUUUUUUGAAAGUUUGACUAGCCACUAGCCAAUCAAAGACCAAUUAUAGAAUUCCUGAUUGCCCCAAUCCAAUCUGAUAAAAAUGUGCUAUUAAGAAUAGUCAAUAAACUAAAGACAAAGGGAUGUUUCCUUGGUGUGGAGAUCCCAUUUUAAAAUGUUAUUUAAAAUAUCCUGAGAAAAAUUAAUUAGUCUUACAUUAAAAUAUCUUUGCUAAAUUAGGAAGUGUUGUCAUCUUUAUUAUGGUCUAUACAAUCAAGCAUAAGUAUAACUUUCCAGUUAUUUUUUCCUUUUAUUUCAUCAUUAGUAGUUUAUGCCUGGAAUUCAGAUAUUUUAUGUGUUAUGCUAUAAAUGGAAUAUUAUUUUCAUUGUACUUCCCAUAUGCAUUAUUAUGUAAAAGUGCAACUGGUUAUUAUUUAUUCUCCUAGUCUGGGGAUUUUCUAUGCAUGUCCUUAGUGGUGUAUUUUGCUGAACUGAAGUUUUUAAGUUUUGGAAUCCAAUUUAUCAUUUUUUUAAUGGUUAGUGUUUUCUGUGUCCUCUCUAAGAAAUUUUUGCCUAAUCCAAGAUUACAAAAAAUUCAUCUAUGUUUUAUUCUCAAAGCUCGUAGUUUUAUUUUUACAUUUAGGUCUAUGACUCAUAGACCCAUGUUUGUUGGGAAGUAUGGAUAGAGGUUCAUUGUAUUCCCAUUAUAGUUAUCCAGUUGUCCCAGCAGCGUUAGUGAAAAGACUGUCCUUUCACCAUAGGGAUUAAUUUGGCACCUCUGUCAGAGAAUCAAUCGACAAUUUAUGUGUGGCUCUAUUUUUGUGCAUUGAUCUGUUUUUCUAUCAUGCCACACUGCAUUGAUUACUGAAGCUUUCUAUUAAUUAUUGAAAUUAGGUAAGGUAUCCAACAUUUUUCCUCUUUUCCAAAUUGUUUUGGCUAUUCUAGUUUCUUUGCAUUUAGAUACUAAUUUUAGAAUCAUUUGUAAAUUUAUAAAAAAAAAUCUGGGAUUUUUGAUUGGGAUCAUGAUUGGGUUAUGGUGAAUCUACAGAUCAAUUUGGGGAAAAUAGAUAUCUUAGCAGUAUGGACUCUUCCAAUCUGUGAGCAUGGUUUAUCUCUCCAUUUUUUAUAUCUUCUUUAAUUUCUCUCAGGCAUGUCUUAUAGAUUUACAUGGAUUUACUUCUAAGUACAUUAAUUUAUUAUAUCAUUGUAAAUUUUUUAAAUCCCCUUUCCAUUUUUUUUACUAGUACAUAAAAAUAAAAUUGGUUUUGGCAUACCUGCCUUAUACUGUGUAAUCUUUUUAGGUUCAUUUAUUAGUUCAUGUAGAGUUUUUUAGUUUCUCUAAUAGUUUUUAUCUAUGCAAUUAUGUAAAGGUCACAUAAAGACAGUUCUGUUUCUCCCUACAUAAACUUUAUCUUGUACUUAUCUUAUUGCACUGGCUUAAAAUGUCCAGUAAAAUGUGGGAAAAUGUACUGAAAGCAGACAUCAUUGCCUUGUUCUCAACUUUGUAAGGAACGUGGUCAAUAUCUCAGGCAGUAUGAUUAUUACCUGGAAGUUUUUCGUAGCCAUCUUCUGUCAGAUUGUGGAAGCUCUUUUCUACAUAUAGUUUUCUGGGAUGUUUUAACAUGAAUGGGUAUUAAAUUUUGUCGAAUAAUUUCUGUCCAUUGACUGAGAUUAUCAUGUCUGUUUUUCUAUCUUAAUCUGUGAAUGUGACAAUUUAUAUUGAGUGAUUUUUUAAUAUUAUACCAACCUUGCAUUCCUAGGAUGACUCACAUUUAGUCGUGGCAUGUUAUUAUUUUCAUAUAUUGCUGUCUUUGUUUUGUUAAUAUUUUGUCAAUGAUAUAUGUUCCUAUGUUCAUGAGGCAUAUUGGUCUACAAUUCCCUUUUUUGUAAUGCCUUUCUCAGGUCUUUAUAUCAGGGUUAUGCUGCCCUCAGGAAACAAGCCAGUAAAUAUAUAUUCCUCCUCUUCUAUUUUCUGAAAUAUAUGAUGUAUGGUUGAUAUAAUUCUUUCAUUUCUUACUUAAAUGUUCAGUAGAAUUCACCAGUGAAGUCUUCUGGGCAUGGAGCUUUUCUGGGAAGGAUUUUUAUUUCAGAUUCACUUUCUUUAACAAAUAGAAGGCCAUUCAGAUGUUCUUUUUCUUCUAGGGUCAAUUUUGGUAUGUUUGGUUUUAUAAGGAAUUUGCCCAUUUUGCUAAUUGGCUAAUUGAUUAUUUUCUUACCAUUUUAAUGUCUAGUGAUGUCCCCUGUGCAGUUCUUGAUAUUGGUAAUUUGUAUUAUGUACCUUUUAUUUCUUGAUCAAGGGAUUAUCAAUUUUAUUAAAUUUUUCCAAGAACCA